AUGGCAAGCAAGAGGAAUGCUGCUGUUUGUCCAAGCGGUGCCGGUUGCGCGGUUUUACGCGCCGCAGCAGCAUCAGCUCAUCCUCAGUGCCUGGACUUCCAACCACCUUUCAAACCUCAGUGGCACCUGGAGUUUUGCAAACAGUAUGAGGAAUUUGGUUGCUGCGACCAGAGAACAGACAACAUAAUCGCAGAGAGAUAUUGGGACACCAUUGAACAGUUGGAAACUGCAGGUUAUGAACUCUGUGAGGACUUACUGAAGGAAAUCAUGUGCCAGGAGUGCUCUCCGUAUGCUGCCCACCUCUAUGAUGCUGAAGAUCCUUACACACCUGUCAGAGAGCUCCCUGGUCUUUGCUUUGGCUACUGCUCUGAGUUUCAUGGCAAAUGUCGCCAUGUGCUGAAGUUUUUAACUGAGAAAAAGCUGCUGCUGGACACCUCUGACCGGGACAUGUCCACAUUCUGCAGCAUACUUGACCUGUCUGACCAGGACUACUGCUACCCCAACGUUCUGAGGAGCACUGACCUCAACAGCAACCUCGGACAGGUGGCUGAGGACCCCACAGGAUGUCUCCAGCUGUGUCUGACUGAAGUGGCCAAUAGUCUCAGGAACCCAGUGUUGAUGCUGCACAGUGGUGAUGACACACAUCGGAUGUUCAUUGCUGAGCAGUUGGGCUUUGUUUGGGUCUACCUACAUGAUGGCAUCCGGCUGGAGCAGCCAUUUUUAGAUAUGAGCGGAGAGGUACUGACCACACCUUGGCUGGGGGAUGAAAGAGGUUUUCUUGGCAUGGCUUUCCACCCCAAGUAUCGGUACAAUGGACGUUUCUUCAUCUACUACUCCAUUCACGUCAACAGUAAAGUGGAGAAAAUCAGAAUCAGUGAGAUGAAAGUGUCUGCCUUUGACAUGAACAUGGCUGAUCCUUACUCAGAGAGGGUUAUUUUAGAAAUUGAGGAGCCAGCUGCAAACCACAACGGAGGCCAGCUGCUGUUUGGUCGAGAUGGGUAUUUGUACAUCUUCACUGGAGAUGGUGGAAAAGCUGGGGAUCCAUUUGGGAAGUAUGGCAACGCACAAAACAAGAGUGCUCUGCUGGGAAAAGUUCUCCGCAUUGAUGUGGAUGGGAGGGACUCCCGUGGGAGACAGUACAAGAUUCCCUCUGAUAAUCCAUUCCUUAAUGAUCCAGAUGCCCGGCCAGAGGUGUUUGCGUAUGGGGUCCGAAACAUGUGGCGAUGCUCUGUGGACCGUGGAGACCCAGUGAGCCGCUACGGCAGGGGCCGAAUAUUCUGUGGAGAUGUUGGUCAAAACCGCUAUGAGGAGAUUGACAUUAUCAAGAAGGGAGGAAACUAUGGAUGGAGGGCAAAAGAGGGCUUUGAGUGCUAUGAUAUUAAACUGUGCCACAACUCAUCUUUGAAUGACAUCCUCCCUAUAUUUGCAUAUAGCCAUCAUGUUGGGAAGUCUGUGACAGGGGGAUAUGUGUACAGAGGAUGUGAAUCACCCAAUCUGAACGGCCUGUACAUUUUUGGAGACUUUAUGAGUGGACGCAUUAUGGCGUUAGAAGAAGACAAGACAACAGGAAACUGGAAAGAGAGGAGUGUAUGUAUGGGUGAUGCAACGACUUGCUCUUUUCCUGGACUCAUCAAUCAUCACCACAAGUUCAUCAUCUCUUUUGCAGAAGAUGAAGCAGGGGAGCUGUAUUUUCUGGCCACUUCUUAUCCCAGCGCUAUGUCACCUCAUGGAACAGUGUUUAAAUUCAUGGACCCAUCAAGGAGAGCUCCUCCAGGGAAAUGCAAGCAGAAGCCAGCCCCUGUUAAAGUGAGAGGGAAAAAAAUCCCUUUCGUGCCUCGAGAAUUGACUGUGCUGAACACAAAUGAAAAACCUACACGACCACCACCAAGAAAGUUCAAACUGACCACCAAACCUCCAACGACAAGAAGCCAGGUCAAGCCUACGGUGGCUGCAACAAGCGUGACAACGGUGGCCGCCGCUGCAAAGCUGAAGACAAAACCACAGAGUAAGGAUGCAAAGAAGAAGAAUAAGCCAACACCAUGGAAGAAAAACAAAGUGCUGAACAAGAAAGAUGAUAAGAAAGUUCACAAGGAACAAACAAAGAAAAAAACUGUGAAUAAGAAAUCUGUGACACAGAGGAAGAAGACCGCUAUGAUGAAGUCUGUCAAAGGUAAAUGAAAUAGCCACAGACAGUUCAAACAAUAUAUUAAACACUCCCAAAACCUGAAAUAUAACAAGAUAAACAGAAAAAGAAAACUGGACUUAAGAUAAGAAGGACUAUAAGAUUAAUUUGAGGAUGAAAAGCAAAUUAAGAUCAAUUAAAAAGUCAGA
Messenger RNA from Melanotaenia boesemani (Boeseman's rainbowfish), 2331 nucleotides. RefSeq names its product HHIP-like 2 (gene hhipl2). The transcript has 10 exons. The coding region runs from base 1 to 2178 and encodes 725 amino acids. The record is from RefSeq and is a predicted model, not a curated record. Lineage: Eukaryota; Metazoa; Chordata; Actinopteri; Atheriniformes; Melanotaeniidae.